This is a messenger RNA of Lachancea meyersii CBS 8951, 1851 nucleotides long. Lineage: Eukaryota; Fungi; Ascomycota; Saccharomycetes; Saccharomycetales; Saccharomycetaceae. The record is from the annotation of a GenBank genome assembly.
AUGGCUCAAUUGCAAUGGCAAACGACUUUGGCACCUCUGCCAGCUACUGAACGUAACUUCUCGACCAAAAUCUCGUACGACAAACGAUCGAGAUGUAUUGCAUAUGGUUGCGGAAAGUCAGCGUUCGUGAGAUGGCUAGAUUCGGAUUUCCAAGUUCAAUUCAAAGGCCAUGGUACAGCUAAAGUCAACGUCGUGCGUUUUCAGCCUCUUCCUGGCUCCAAUUACAUGUGUUCAGGCGACGAGCAGGGCCGUGUGAUCGUGUGGGAAUGGUUUCGCAAUGCAGACCUUCUUGACGGAGACUCGAGCUCAGAACCUGCCACAGCGGUGAAGAGUGAGUUCCAAGUGUUAUCGGGGCCUGUAACUGAUAUCAGCUGGGAUAUGGACGGUCGCAGACUAUGUGUAGUCGGCGAGGGAAGAGACAAAUUUGGGGCCUUCAUCUCCUGGGACACGGGCAAUUCUUUGGGCGAGCUUAGCGGACCUUCCAAACGCGUCAACGCGUGUCACAUUAAGCUCAGCAGACCCAUGAGGUGUUUCACUGCCGGCGAUGACGGCGCAUGUGUGUUUUUCGAAGGCCCCCCCUUCAGGUUUGCAGCAAGCGACCGGACUCACCACGAUCAGGGGAAAUUUAUCCGUGACGUUAAGUUCUCGCCAGGUGCAGGAACGUAUGCUGUCUCCAUUGGCAGUGACCGGAAGAUUGUAUGCUUUGACGGUCGCACGGGAGAAUUUAUCAAGUAUGUCGAGGAUCCAAAUGAAGUCAUUGAAGGAGGCUUUUUCGCCCUCGACUGGUUCGACGAGGGUCCCGAGUCUCGCAAAUUUGUCACUGCUAGUGCAGAUGCAACAGUUCGAGUGUGGGAUGUCGAGUCGUGCAAGUGUGUUUACAAGUGGACCAUGGAGCGCACUCUCUCGAACCAACAGGUUGGUGUUGCAGUGAUUGACGAAGACCAGGUUCUGUCCUUGUCCUUGAAUGGUUCUUUGAACAUCUUGAAGAUAGGUGAAAACUCUCCGGUAAAAGUAAUCGCUGGCCACAAUAAAGCCAUUACGUCUUUGGUUACCGCACCACUUGUUUCUGGAUCUUAUGACGGUAGAACGGUAACAUGGGGCACCAACGGAUCUCAAACAGCAACUAUGAACAAUGAGCACGAAAACGUUAUUGUUGCUAUACAAAACCAUAAAGACAUCACAACUACAUCAUGGGACAGCACUAUGAGAGCUACUGGCAAGGUAUUGCACACUUUCGAGUCUCAGCCAAAAGCGGCUUCGACUUAUGACACGUCAGAGGCCGUUGUAUCGAUUGAUAAUGACCUCGAAAUUAUCAACUGCGAAACCGGCAAAAUCGUUGCAUCCAAAAAACUGUCAUCAACUGUCUCUGCUGUCAAUUUGGGACCGACAUACGUUGCAAUCGGGUACGAGCAGUUGAAUACCAUUGAGGUCUUUCAUGUAUCCGAUCUUUCUGUGAGUUUCACAAUUCCAACAGCCAUGAGGGCCACUCCCUCAUGCUUAGCACUCUCGCCAUCUGAGAAAUUCUUAGCAGCUGGUGAUGUGAUGGGCAAAAUCUUACUGUUUGACCUAGAGACAAAAAGUGUCAAAACAUCAAGAUGGUCAUUCCAUACAGGCAAGAUUACGAGCAUGGCAUGGAAGCCAACAGAGGCCGGAAGCGAAGAAGAUCUCAUCGCUACUGCGUCCCUAGAUACUCAUUUGAUGGUUUACUCGAUCAAGAGGCCGAUGAAAACGGUCAAACAAUUGAACGCUCACAAAGACGGUGUAAAUAUCGUCGCAUGGGAUGGAAGCUCCACUCUAUUUACUGCGGGAGCGGACUCAUGCAUUAAAAAAUGGAACCUUGCACUCGAAUGA